GAUAUUUGAUAUUGUUUUACUGCUUUCUGGGUAGAUAAGGUCCAUGGGUCGGUAGCUCACUUACCGCUUUCAAAUUGGAAAUGGAAAUGGCCGCCGAAAGUUAGACAAAACGCUAGCGUACGGUGCAAAGCCAUAAAAUACGUAGAAAAGAUGUCUGCGAGUCACAGACUAACGCAGUCAAGUCGAAGAACAGUAAGGACUUCAUCCUUCCCACAAGCAAGUGGUGUUUCACCAAACACACAGAAUUUUUCCCCGAAGCAAAGAGGCUACUACUCGGAUAUCGUUGUUGGACAGGGUAGCAGUGCCCAGCUCAAUAAUGUAAGUUCAGGCCCAAGAAAAGAAACAAGUGUUUCAUGGAAGACUGUUGAAAAGGAGCAUUCUCCAAAAGUUACAAGUUUUAGAGGACCAGAGAAUGUAACACAAAUUGUGAAAGAAAAUGCUUAUGGUCCAACAACAGCCCCAGUAGGGGUUUCAGAAUUCCCACUUAGAGCAUGGGAACCAAAGGUACAACUUCCUUUCAAAACAGAAGGAAACCAAGUGCCUAGGAAAAUUGAAAUUGAGAGGCGAAAGAGGCUUUUUGCCGAGUACGACAUAACAAAGCUUCUUGAAGAAUUCGAUAUUUCGAUAAACCUAUUGAUGCCAACAAACGACAUUAAACUGAAGAUUUCGCCCGGUGCUAAGCAUUUAGAUGCUGACUGUGAUCCUUUCUUGCCACUUGACAUUUUUGAUGACACUGAGUUUGACUGUCGUACGCCAGAAGAAUGGCUGGAGCUUGGGAGAGAAGACGAUGGCCAGAAGCCUGUCCCUGGGAAAGCUCUCCUUGCAAAUGGCAUCGUUAAUAAUGGGGUGAAGCAAUAUGAAUGGAUGAAUGUUGGAAUGGUUGCAUAUGAUCCCAAGAAACAGCUUUAUCAGGUUCGUGUAAUGCCACGUGGGCCAGGUGUACCAAAGAGGCCUGCCCCAGAAACAAAGCGAAAGCCAUUACAGUUUUGGAUUCCAAGAGUACGGUUAAUGUUUUCUGCUGAGGAUCCAGUGAAUUUCGCACAACGUGUUGCAGAAGCCUUUGAGCUGCGUAGGAAAACUGAGAUAUUGUUGAGAUACCAUUUGUAUAUAGAUUGUAUGCCAACUGAUGGUGUUCCUAAUCUCACUCCAGAAACCAUUGACAGGAUUGUCAAUUGGGCUAAGGGGGUAAAAUCGAUCAACAAUGAUUCAAGACUGAGUGACUGCAUUGAUGUGCUAACGAAGCAAGUUCAGCUGGAUUACAUGCGGACAAUGAACAAGAUCACCUUUGACAAAAUGAUCCGAAAAUAUCCAGAGAAGUUUGCUUAUGUUCAGCCGCAAGAUCCAGAAAUGCCAAUACCACCAGAAACAGGCCUGUGCUCGGACGUUCCACGCUACAAUUUUGAAGAUAAGUUCCGAAAGUUUUCGUUUCGAUCGCUGCUGACUUUGGGUGAGGUCAUACAAUCCCUGAUCAAAGUGAGAUCUGAAUGCAACAAGGUUGCCGCGAUGACGUUAUUUCAAGCGCCAAUCAGCAAGAGCAUGAGGUUGGAGGAAUUCGAACAGACUCAAGGACAAGCAAGUUCACAGGUUCAAAUGUUCUUGAAAGACAGCUGGCUAACUACUCUAAGAGCAUCAGUCCGAAGUUCUUUAAGAGACAUCGGUAAAGGAUGGUUUAAUUUGGAAGAAACAAACUGGGAAGUUUAUAGAAUGUCAAAGAUUUCGAAGUUGAUGGAAUCAGUACGAUUCAUGAUGCAGGACUCUUUGCGCUUUUUGGUGCAGUAUUCACUCAAAGCCUACAAACAGAUGAUUAUGGAUGCCUGUCAUUCAGUUAUGGGCCUUUCAGAUGACAUGAAAUGGGGAGAAGAUAUAUUGAAGAGCCCAUACAUGCCAAAGAAGAAUCCUAUCUUUUACUUGGAUCUUGUUAUGGAAAACAACAUGGUCACCUACAGCACAAAUCCGCACAGUUUUGAGCCAAGUGUGAUUGGCUGCUUUGACAAAGGUAUCCAAGCAACAAAGAAUGUCCCACAGCUUGAGAAACGCGUUAUGGAGAAGCUGUUUUGGAGCGGAACACCGCUGCUUGAAAGUGUUGGAGAAAAUGAGAGUGAAGUGAAAGCCAUGCGAGAGUUGAUCAGAAAAGCGAUUCGAAAGGCGAUUGUGCCGCUUCUUGCCUAUGCCAAGAAAUACGAGCAAUACCUGGAAUUGCAUAACUUGGAUAUCAAGAAAUAUCUAGAGGAUUACGAGAAGGAAGAUCACACACCAGCUCAGGUAAAACAGCUAAUUGAAAGUCAUCUACAAGAGAAAGAAGUAAUCGAAGGAAGUCUGCCUGCAAACAUUAUCAUUGGUCCAUUUUGGAUCAUGUGUGAUGGAGUUAGACAGGCAUUGGCUAAAAAGAAAAAGGCUCUUGCUAAUUCAGUGCUGGAAUUCUUGGCAAAGAAGCUUCGCAAACAGGCAGAUGAGGUCUGUGAUGAAUUUCGAACGAUUGCAAGGCGGUUGUAUGACAAGCCAAACUGCAUUGAAGAAUUAUCAGAACAGAGAGAGUACAUGAAAACAGUGCCUGGGUUAUUGACAGAAAAACAGGAACUGAUAAACAAGGCCAUGGUAGACUACGAGCUGCUUGAAGAGUUUUAUUACAGCAUCGGUCAAGAUGAUUUCAAUUCAAAAUGGACAUGUGCCAGCUGGCCUCAUAAAAUUGAACUGCUGCUGGACACUACUGCUGAACAUCUUGAAGAGGACGAGGAAAGAUUCCAUAAGAACUUGCUGAAUGAACAGAAUAACUUCCAAGAUCGCUUGGAUGGCCUCAAUAUGGUCGUUGCUGGGUUCUCUGCACACACUGAUAUCAACAAAGCCCACGAGACUGCCAAUGAAGUAAGAAGGGUUACGAAGCAGUUAAAAGAAUGCCAACAACUGGCACAACUCUACAACAGUAGGGAAAGACUUUUUGGAAUGCCAGUUACAAAUUACGACAAGCUUACAAAACUGGUAAAAGAUUUUGAACCUUUUAAAAACCUAUGGCUGACAACAUCUGAUUGGCUGAAAUGGCACGACAGCUGGAUGCAUGAUCCAAUCAACACAAUCGACGCAGAGCAGGUUGAGAAGAACGUUAAUGAUUCUUUCAAAACGAUGCACAAAUGUGCCAGGCAUUUCCAAGACAUUCCAUCUUGCCAAGAUGUAGCUCUUGAAAUCAAAGGCUGGAUUGAAGAUUUCAAACCGUUUAUUCCACUGAUUCAAGCACUGAGAAACCCUGGAAUGAGACAGAGGCACUGGGAUCAACUUUCUGCAGAGUUGAAAUUGAAGAUUUAUCCCAAAUCAACAUUAACAUUUUCAAAGUGUCUAGAUAUGAAACUACAGGAUCACAUCAAUGUAAUUACUAAAAUUGGAGAAGUCGCAGGGAAGGAAUACUCAAUCGAACAGGCUUUGGACAAAAUGGUGAAAGAAUGGACGCCAGUAGUUCUUGAUAUAAUGCCGUACAAGGAAACUGGUACCUACAUCAUGAAGAUCGGAGAAGACGUGUCCCAGCUGCUUGAUGAUCAUAUUGUCAUGACACAGAGCAUGUCUUUCUCUCCAUACAAAAAGGUCUUUGAAGAUCGUAUCUCAAAUUGGGAAGGAAAGCUACUUAUGACGCAAGAUGUCAUGGAUGAAUGGCUCGUAUGCCAACGAUCAUGGCUUUAUUUGGAACCAAUUUUCAGUUCGGAAGAUAUAAAUCGCCAGUUACCAGUCGAAAGCAAAAGAUAUCAAACGAUGGAGAGAAUUUGGAGAAAGAUACUGAACAAUGCGAAGAACAACCCAAAUGUAAUUGAUUUGUGUCCUGAUCAAAAGCUGCUUGAGAAUCUAAGAGAAUGCAAUAAGCUUUUAGAACAGGUCCAGAAAGGUCUCAGUGAAUAUUUGGAAACAAAGAGAACAUCUUUCCCCAGAUUUUAUUUCCUGUCAGAUGAUGAGCUGCUGGAAAUCCUUUCCCAAACAAAAGACCCAACUGCUGUGCAGCCGCAUCUCAGAAAAUGCUUUGAAAAUAUUGCAAAGCUCAAAUUUGAAGAUGAUUUGCGGAUCUCGAAUAUGUACUCAGCUGAAGGAGAAAUGGUACAAUUUGCAGAACAUCUUUAUCCAACAGGAAAUGUCGAAGACUGGCUGCUUGAAGUUGAGAACACUAUGAGGUCCAGCUUGAGAGAUAUUCUUUUCCAAGCGCUGCAGGAAUAUGCUGAUGUGGAGCGCACAAAAUGGGUAUUGCAAUGGCCUGGGCAAGUUGUGAUUGCAGGCUGUCAGACCUACUGGACAAGCGAAGUAUCAGAGGCUUUAGAAGAAGAAAGCCUUCCUGAACUUUAUGAGCAUCUCAAAGAGCAGCUUGGAAAUCUGGUUUCUUUGGUGCGAGGUAACCUCAGCAAUAUUGCGAGGUUGAUCCUUGGUGCUUUGAUUGUCAUUGAGGUGCAUGCUUGUGAUGUUGUUGCAAAGCUUCUAAAAGAGAAUGUUACUGGUGUGAAUGACUUUGAAUGGAUCAGUCAACUGAGGUAUUACUGGGAAGAAGAUUUGAUGGUCAAAGCUGUCAAUGCUGCCUUCAGUUACGGCUAUGAAUAUUUGGGCAACAGUGGGCGUCUUGUCAUCACUCCUCUGACAGAUCGAUGUUAUCUCACACUCACUGGUGCAUUGCAUCUGAAUUUCGGGGGAGCCCCCGCAGGUCCAGCUGGAACAGGGAAAACAGAGACUACUAAGGAUCUGGCCAAAGCAAUGGCUAUCCAAUGUGUAGUUUUCAAUUGCUCAGAUCAACUUGACUACAUGGCAAUGGGAAAAUUCUUUAAAGGUCUUGCAAGCUCUGGUGCUUGGGCUUGCUUUGAUGAGUUCAACAGAAUUGACAUCGAAGUGUUGUCCGUGGUUGCUCAACAGAUCACAACGAUUCAACAAGCUCAAAUUGCUAAAGUUGACCGCUUCCUUUUCGAAGGAGUUGAAUUGGCGUUGAAGCAUUCAUGUGCUGUGUUUAUUACAAUGAACCCAGGGUAUGCGGGCAGAACAGAACUGCCAGAUAACUUGAAGGCUCUAUUUAGGCCAGUGGCCAUGAUGGUACCUGAUUAUGCAAUGAUUGCGGAGAUCAGCUUGUAUUCCUUCGGGUUCUCUGAAGCUAAAGUUUUGGCAAAGAAAAUUACAACCACUUUCAAGCUGUCGUCUGAACAGCUUAGUUCACAGGACCAUUACGAUUUUGGGAUGCGUGCCGUCAAAACCGUCAUAUCAGCAGCUGGUAAUCUGAAGAGAGAAAACCCAAAUACCGAUGAGGAACUGAUUUGUUUACGUGCUAUUAGAGAUGUGAAUGUGCCAAAAUUUUUAUCAGAUGACUUAAAGCUCUUCAAUGGAAUUGUUUCUGAUCUAUUUCCAACUAUCAGAGAUGAGCCAGUUGAUUACGGCAACCUCGAAGCGUCAAUCAGAAAGUCAGCGAAGAAAAUGAACCUUGAAGAUGUUGAUGGUUUUAUCACCAAAUGCAUUCAGUUGUAUGAAACUACUGUUGUUCGCCAUGGUUUGAUGUUGGUAGGUCCAACGGGCUCAGGGAAAACAAAGUGCUAUGAAGUUCUCAAGAAGGCGAUUACGUCAUUAAAAGGCGAACGAUCACCAGCCGGCACUAGUUUUGAGGAAGUCCAAUCCUUUGUGCUAAAUCCAAAGUCAAUAACAAUGGGGCAACUAUACGGAGAAUUUGACUUGCUUACCCACGAAUGGACUGAUGGGAUCUUGUCUUCCCUUGUUCGUGUUGGUGCCUCAAGCACGACGCUUGACAAGAAGUGGUAUGUAUUUGACGGACCAGUGGACGCAGUCUGGAUUGAAAAUAUGAACACAGUGCUGGAUGACAACAAAAAGCUUUGCUUGACAAGUGGUGAAAUUAUCAAAUUAACAGAGUCGAUGACAAUGAUGUUUGAAGUGCAAGAUCUUGCUGUUGCUUCACCAGCCACAGUCAGUCGAUGUGGGAUGGUUUAUUUAGAGCCAAGCAUUCUUGGCCUGAAACCGUUCGUUAAGUGUUGGAUGCAAAGACUUCCUGACUGCAUCUUUGAUCACAAAGAAAAAUUGAAUUCAUUGUUUGAGAAUUUUCUAGAGCAAUCGAUCACUUCCAUUCGAAAGAAUGCCAAAGAGUACAUCCCAUCGAUGGACAGCAAUCUGACAUUCAGUUUAAUGAAAUUAUUAGACUGUUUCUUCCAGCCAUUCAUCCCAAAAGAGACUGAAACACUUGCUCCGGAAAAACUCAACGCUAUUCCUCACCUUCUCGAGCCAUGGUUCAUCUUUUCUUUGAUCUGGUCAGUUGGUGCUACCUGUGAUGGAGAUGGACGAAAGGCCUUCAGUGACUUUCUUAGGAGCAAAAUGGACAAGGAGCAGAUUUUAAUGAAAUUCCCCGAACAAGGCUUGGUCUACGACUACCGGCUCGAUGAUGGAGGCAUUUCUGAUUCAAAGCAUGAUGAUGAUGAUGAAAAAAGCAAAGCAAGAGAAAUUUGUUGGGUGAACUGGAUGCAGAAUGUCCCAACGCCAACACUUUCACCAGAUAUGAGUUACUCUGAUAUCAUUAUACCAACAAUGGACCUUGUGAGGGGUGCAUAUCUGAUAGAAAAGCUGCUAAAGAAUAAGAAAAAGGUUCUCUGUGUCGGGCCAACAGGGUCAGGAAAAACCCUUUGCAUAAGUAACAAACUAUUGAAUGGAAUGCCACAAGAAUACAUGUCCCAUUUUAUCACAUUCUCUGCAAGGACAUCUGCAAACCAGACUCAAGAUAUGAUUGAUUCGAAAUUAGAUAAAAGGCGAAAAGGCAUGUUUGGGCCUCCACUUGGAAAGAACUUUGUACUGUUUAUUGAUGAUAUGAAUAUGCCAGCAGUUGAAAUAUAUGGAGCACAACCCCCAGUUGAAUUGUUAAGACAAUACUGUGACCACGGAGGGUGGUAUGAUCGAAAACAGAUCGGAGCUUUCAAGGAACUCGUGGACAUCAAUUUGCUUGGUGCCAUGGGGCCUCCUGGAGGCGGUCGAAACCCACUCACGCCAAGAUUUACUCGGCACUUUAACACUCUUUCCUUCUGUGAAAUGGAAGAUAAAAGCAAAUUUAGAAUAUUCUCUACUAUUCUCAACAGUUGGAUAGCCUCAUACACUAAACAAGAUGGCGAAUCUCUAGGCGAUAAAAUCGUCGAACACACAAUUGCGGUUUACAACACGAUAACAACACAGCUGCUACCAACGCCGGCAAAAAGUCAUUACACCUUCAAUCUGAGGGACUUGUCAAAGGUAUUUCAAGGCAUUCUCAUGGCGAGAGCUGAUAAAAUGGAGUCGAAAGAAGAUGUGCUUCGGCUAUGGUACCAUGAAAACUGCAGAACGUUGCAAGACAGGCUUGUAAAUACAGAAGACCGUGAUUGGUUUGAGGAUGUCCUUCGUGAGAAGCUCAAGUCUGCUUUCGAGGUGACCGUAGAGGAUGUCAUGAGAAACGAGAACUUGAUUUACGGUGACUUCAUGGUGCCUAAUACUGAAGCAAAAGUCUACGCUGAGAUAACAGACUUUGAAAAGAUGGAAGCAAUUCUUGGUGAAUAUUUAGAAGACUAUAACCAAGUGAACACUGCUCAAAUGCGACUUGUUCUUUUCACUGAUGCCAUCAAACACAUUGCCAGGAUUAGCCGCAUUAUCAGGCAGCCACUAGGCAAUGCCUUGUUGCUUGGCGUUGGAGGCAGUGGUAGACAAAGUUUGACCAGAUUAGCAACACAUAUGUCGGAGUAUGACCUCUUUCAAAUAGAGCUAUCCAAGAACUACGGUUUGUCUGAUUGGAGAGAUGACAUCAAACGAGUCUUAAUGAAAGCAGGCCUUGAAAACAAUCCAAUCGUUUUCCUAUUUUGCGAUACACAGAUCAAAAGCGAGACCUUUCUGGAGGACAUCAACGGGAUGCUUAAUUCUGGUGAUGUUCCUAACAUCUACGCCCCUGAUGAGCUUGACAAUAUCUACACAGCAAUGAAGCCGAUUGUUCUCGACGAAGGCAUGCAGCCAACGAAAGCUAAUCUAUUUUCUUGCUAUACAAAGCGGAUCAAGACUAACAUACAUCUUGUAAUUUGCAUGAGUCCAAUUGGUGAGGUUUUCCGAUCACGUUUGCGACAAUUUCCUUCAUUGGUAACAUGCUGUACGAUUGAUUGGUUCUCAGAAUGGCCUGAUCAGGCUUUGCAAUCUGUUGCAAAUACCUACAUUUUGGAGAUGCCGGAAAUAGAUUCCAGAAAAACAAACGUUCCUGGACUGGUGAAUAUUUUUGGAACAAUCCAUCAGAGUGUUUCAAAGAAGUCACUUCAAUAUCUUCAUGAACUCUCAAGACACAACUAUGUUACCCCAACAAGCUACUUGGAAUUGCUUGGAACCUUCAGUAAAGUCCUUGGUUUAAAGAAAUCGGAAAUACAGGGAGCGCGAAACAGAACUAAAACUGGUCUAGAUAAGCUUUUGAGCACACAGAAAGAAGUCACCAAGCUACAAGAAGAGCUGGAAAUGAUGCAGCCUCUCUUAGCGCAGGCUGCAAAAGAGACUCAAGAUACCAUGGAGCAAAUUGCUAGAGACUCUGUAAUAGCCAAUGAGACAAAGGAAGUUGUAACUAAAGAGGAACAAGAGGCCUCUAAAAAGGCAGAAGAAACACAAGAGAUAGCUGAUGAUGCUCAAAAGGAUUUGAAUGAAGCCUUACCUGCUUUGGAAGCAGCUUUGACUAGCCUUAAGUCAUUGAACAGAAAUGACGUCGUUGAGGUCCGAGCUUUACAACGGCCUCCACCAGGCGUGAAAAUGGUCAUUGAAGCUGUUUGUAUAAUGAAAGGCCUCAAGCCCAAGAAAGUUGCUGGUGAUAAGCCUGGAUCAAAAGUAGAUGACUACUGGGAAGCAGGUAGAGGUUUGCUACAAGACCCUGGAAAAUUCCUUGACAGCCUUUUUGCUUACGACAAAGACAAUAUUCCAGACUCUGUCAUUCAGAAAAUCCAACCUUACAUCGAUAGUGAAGACUUCCAGCCAUUUGCUAUUCAGAAGGUUUCACGUGCUUGCACAUCCAUUUGCCAGUGGGUACGAGCAAUGCACAAGUACCACUUUGUUGCCAAGAAUGUUGCCCCGAAAAGAGAAGCAUUACGAGGUGCACAGGACGAGCUUCAAGAAACCCAAAGACUAUUAGAUGCUGCCAAAGCGAGGCUGGCUGAAGUUGAGGAGGGCAUAGCAUCUUUGCAAGCAAAAUACGAAGAAUGCGUUGCCAAGAAACAGGACCUCGAAUUCAAAACAGAACAGUGUACUGCAAGGCUUGGGAGGGCAGAAAAGCUCAUCAGUGGACUCAGCGACGAACAAGGACGUUGGGAAGAAGCUGUUGAGAACUUCGAUAAACUCUUAGUAAAUAUUGUUGGAGAUAUCGUUAUUUCAUCAGGCUUCAUCGCAUAUCUUGGAGUAUUCACGGGUGAAUAUCGAAACGAUCUUGUCGAAGAAUGGAAAAGUGAGCUUAAACGAGAAAAUAUACCUCUGUCUGAUAAUUGCACUCUGGUUGGAACUCUUGGAGACCCUGUCAAAAUACGUAACUGGCAAAUCGCGGGUCUUCCGCGGGAUACCCUAUCCAUCGAUAAUGGUAUAAUUGUCCAGUAUUCGAAGAGAUGGCCUUUGUUUAUUGAUCCUCAAGGGCAGGCAAACAAAUGGAUCAGGUGUCAGGAGAAAGAUGCUGGCUUGGACAUCAUCAAGCUGACAGACCGAGAUUUCCUCCGCAGUCUGGAAAAUGCAGUCAGGUUUGGCAAACCAUGCCUGCUUGAAAAUGUAGGUGAAGAGCUCGAUCCAGCACUGGAACCCAUUUUGCUGAAACAGGUUUUUAAGCAACAAGGAAGUACUGUGAUCAAACUAGGCGACACAAUCAUUCCCUAUCAUGACGAUUUCUCGUUCUACAUCACAACAAAGCUACCAAAUCCACAUUAUACCCCUGAGGUCUCGACAAAAGUAACAAUCGUUAACUUCACAUUGUCUCCAAGUGGUCUGGAGGAUCAGCUACUGGCCUUGGUCGUUGCAGAGGAGCGACCUGAUCUAGAGGAAGCAAAAAAUCAGCUGAUCAUAAGCAAUGCCAAGAUGAAGCAAGAUAUAAAAGCAAUCGAGGAUAAGAUUCUGCUUAGAUUGUCUUCCUCAGAAGGAAGUCCUGUGGAUGACAUUGAUCUGAUUCAUACUUUGGAGCAAUCUAAGAUCAAGUCGCAGGAAAUCAAAGCCAAAGUUGUGAUAGCAGAGCAGACAGAAAAGGAUAUUGAUGUGACGAGGAGCCAGUACAUCCCUGUGUCUGUUAGAACGCAGAUUUUAUUCUUCUGCACAUAUGAUCUGGCCAACAUUGACCCUAUGUAUCAGUAUUCACUUGAAUGGUUUGUCAAUAUCUUCUUAAAAAGCAUCGCCAAUGCCGAUGCAGCAGAUAAUGUUAUGCAGAGGAUCAAGAACAUCAAUGAUUAUUUCACCUUCAGUUUAUAUUCAAAUGUCUGCAGAAGUUUGUUUGAAAAGCACAAGCUAUUAUUUGCAUUCUUGGUCACUGUUCGUAUAUUGAUGAACGAAAAUAAAAUCAACAUGGACGAGUGGAGAUUCCUUCUAGCUGGUGGAACAAUUAUUCCCAAAGAAUCUGAAAACCCUGCGAAGGACUGGCUGUCUGAACGAUCUUGGAGGGAAAUUCUCAUGCUAGCUAAUUUGCCAAAGUUUGCAAAAUUUGCAGACGAUUUCUCAAACCAUUUAGCCGGUUUCAAGAACAUCUUUGACAGUGGUGAUCCGCACAGGGAACCUCUUCCUGGAACGUGGGAUACUGAACUUGAUGCCUUUCAGAAGAUUCUGGUUCUCCGAUGCUUACGAGCUGACAAAGUCACGAAUGCCAUGCAGGACUUUGUUGCCAACCAACUAGGACAAAGAUUUAUCGAGCCACAGACUACUGAUUUAUCCCUGGUUUUCAAAGAUUCCUCCCCAGUUACACCUUUGAUAUUCGUGCUGUCCCCUGGUACAGACCCUGCUGCCGAUGUUUACAAAUUUGCUGAAGAAAUGCGAUUCUCAAAGAAACUCAGUGCCAUUUCAUUAGGCCAGGGCCAAGGGCCUAGAGCCGAGACAAUGAUGGCAAGUGCAAUGGAGCGUGGUAAAUGGGUUUUCUUCCAAAACUGUCAUUUGUCUCCAAGUUGGAUGCCCACGCUAGAGAGACUGAUCGAGCAUAUCGAUCCAGACAAGGUUCACAGAGACUUCCGCCUAUGGCUCACUAGUAUGCCAAGCCCGAAGUUUCCGGUGUCGAUAUUGCAAAAUGGAUCGAAGCUUACUGUAGAACCCCCGCGAGGAAUCAAGGCCAAUCUUCUUCGAACUUAUGUCUCCUUUAGUGAUGAUUUCUUUGCCACUUGCCAGAAGACCUCAGAAUUCAAGAUUUUGCUCUUCUCCUUGUGCCUGUUCCACGGUGUGACAUUGGAAAGGCGAAAAUAUGGUCCGCUUGGUUUUAACAUUCCAUACGAGUUCACAAAUGGAGAUCUGCGAAUAUGUAUCAGCCAACUUAGCAUGUUUCUUGAUGAAUACCCUGAAAUACCUUUCAAAGUCUUGAAAUACACAGCGGGUCAUAUAAAUUAUGGUGGUCGCGUUACUGAUGAUUGGGACAGAAGGUGUAUCAUGACCAUCCUGGAUGACUAUUAUCAACAAGUUGUUUUUACUCCGAACCAUAAAUAUGAUGCGUCGGGCGUUUAUCAUCAGCUCGAACCAACAAGUGACCAUGAGACCUUUAUGGUGUACAUAAAAAGGCUGCCAAUCAACGACACACCUGAAAUAUUCAGUCUACACGAGAAUGCAAACAUAACAUUUGCCCAGAACGAGACAUUCAGUUUGUUGAAUGGCAUUUUACUGUUGCAACCAAAAUCAGCUGCAGGUGCAGGAAGAUCACGGGAGGAGGUGCUUGAAGAAAGUGCCCGAAACAUUUUGCAGCUCGUAUCGGAUCCACUUCCCAUAGAACCGAUUUCGGAGAAAUACCCGGUCAAAUACGAGGAGUCAAUGAAUACAGUCUUAGUUCAAGAGGUUCUGCGCUAUAACAAACUGCUUUCCACCAUCAAGGACUCGCUCCGUGAUUUGCUCAAGGCUAUCAAAGGUUUGGUUGUCAUGUCGCAGCAGCUUGAGACCAUGUCAGAGAAACUAUUUAACAAUCAGGUCCCUGAACUCUGGGCAAGCAAGGCAUACCCAUCACUGAAGCCGCUAGCUUCCUGGGUCACCGACUUAACUAAGAGAAUUAAAUUCAUCCAGGAUUGGAUUGAUAAUGGCAUACCAUCUGUCUUUUGGAUCUCGGGUUUUUUCUUUCCCCAAGGAUUCUUAACAGGCACUUUGCAAAAUUUUGCAAGAGCUGGAAAAAUCUCAAUCGACACAAUUUCGUUUGAUUUUGAAGUCAAACGAGAAUCUGAAGACCAACUGAAAGAGCGACCCAAUGAGGGCUGCUAUAUCAAAGGUUUGUUUCUCGAAGGAGCUCGGUGGGACUUUGAGAGACACGAGCUUACUGAAAGUAGGGCCAAAGAGCUUUACACAGAUGUUCCGGUAAUAUGGAUGAAGCCAACAGCAAACCGUGUUAAACCGGAGUCCGGUAUUUAUGAUUCUCCGGUCUACAAAACAUUGACAAGAGCUGGCACGCUAUCAACAACUGGCCACUCGACAAAUUUUGUUAUUUCCAUCGAACUUCCAACCUCAAAGCCCCAGAAACACUGGAUCAAGCGUGGGGUGGCUAUGAUGUGUGCACUUGAUUUUUAGACAUUUGAAUCGUUAAGAAUAUUUGGACUUAUCAAGCAAAGAGGUUUUUCGUGGUUUGGUGUUCUUUUUAUUGUACAUAUUUGGUACCCUUGUUUGUAAUUUUUUUCCUCUGUGUGGUUGUAAAUAUCAGAUUCAAUAUCAGUUAAGCUUGAUUUUUGUUUAAUAUUGUCAAUAAAGAAGUCUCUCAGUAUCUAAAGAAAUGAAGGGAUUGCUAAUAUAGAAGAUAUAUUGCUUGGGUUCACGUGAUAAUUGAAUGAAUUUUAUGUCAAAGACUUAAAUAUAGAAUAUUGAUAAUAACCUUGAAUCUAAGAUAAUAAGCUGUUGCAAAUGGUAGCAUCGUAGGCUAAGACCCUGUUUACACUACAGGAAAAAGAAUCUAAGUAUAAUAAAUGUCAUACUUACAGUAUGGAAAUUUUUCGAUAUUUUAGAAGUGUUCACAAAUAUUCUAGAAAGCCUAUUCAUGCCAAGAAGUUUCAUAUAAUUUGUUCGCUGUAGCCCCUACCAGUAAAGAAAUUAAAUUUUGCUACCCAUUCAAUACAUCUUUUGUAGAGUAGAACCCAACUCUAUUGCUUGUAUCAUUAGUUUAAAAAAUCAAUUUCUGAUUCAUAAGCACAGCAGAAAAGUGUUUUAGCCUAAAUAAAUCCCUUCAUUUUAUGCUUGCUGUAUAUAGAUUUACAUUUAGAUCAAAUGGAUAAAUAUUUGGUUUGCAAUUCUCUAUUAAUGAUUGUUUCUAACUCUUCAAAUGUUCCUGGUUUUGCAGUCUUA
This is a messenger RNA of Rhopilema esculentum, 13458 nucleotides long. Its product is annotated as dynein axonemal heavy chain 1. Gene Ontology annotation, cellular component: dynein complex. Gene Ontology annotation, biological process: microtubule-based movement. Gene Ontology annotation, molecular function: dynein light intermediate chain binding; dynein intermediate chain binding; minus-end-directed microtubule motor activity. The record is from RefSeq and is a predicted model, not a curated record. Lineage: Eukaryota; Metazoa; Cnidaria; Scyphozoa; Rhizostomeae; Rhizostomatidae.